GAAGAGAAGAUGGAGAGGGUUUUGUGUAAUAGACACGGCACUGUGUGUAUGUUAAAAACAGGUGUAAAAGAUGGGCCAAAUAAAGGCAAGAGCUUUUACGUCUGCGUCGACAAGGAUUGUGAUUUCAAUCAGCAGGCCAGUAUGUCACCGUCCCACUGCCUUCUCCACGAAGACUCCGUGGUGGAGCUUCAGGCUCUCAGCUACAGUCAGCAACAACAGGUCCACAGGCUGUACUACAGAUGUUGUGUUGGUAAAAAAGCAGGGCAGAGAUGGUGUGGAAGCGUGCCAUGGACUGCUGUGGAAAAAGAAAAGAGAAGCCCUCUGUCUGACACACAGCUACAGCCUCCCUGCCUUCCUCCAGUUAAAAACCCCUUUAAGGUCCCCAACAAGAUGGCCACAGACUCAGAAUGGAGGAAAAUGCAGAGUGGUGGAUCGGAAGAGAAAGAUAAGCAGAAGAAAAUCAGUGAGAUGACCCAUAAAGCUGCAGGAAGAGAAAGCUGCUACAAAGAAAAUGUGGAGGCUGCAGGAGUUGGAAACAAAGAGGAAGGAAAGGUGAAUACACCUGAUACUUAUCAAGGUAAACCUCUUCCACUGGGAAUGAAGUUAAAGAAGAGGAUUUCAAAUGAUGACAGCAGCACUUCAAAACCAGACAGUGAUGCUAAAACAACUUCUAAAAUCCAAGACAAGGCUAGGGAGAAGUCUGCAGAGCAGGAAGAAACCCCAAAAUACAUUUUGAUGCCCAGCAUCAAGGUUGAUCACUUGACGAAAACAAGUCAAACCUCCCCUGAUCUUCAAACAGGUGUGCUGCAAAAACCAGCCGGUGGUGAAACCAGUUUAGAGAUUCAGAGCAAACCAAAGCCUCAGGAGAGUUCAGUGAGAUCUGAACCCUGCAGAAGUGUCCAGGCAUCCAGAGACGCUGAUUGUGUUUCAUCAGAAAGGAAGUCCAAACAAAUAGAGACCUACAAAGAAGAUGAGGAUGACGAUGUUGUGUUGGUGUCAGUAAAACCUGCAACUCAGAAAACUCCCCCGGUUUCUGCUGCCCAAAGGACCAUAACCAGCUUCCCUGGGUUCAAGUCAGCUGCUCAGGUGGGAGAUCCUAAAGGGAUGCAUAAUCUGCUCAGUGCACAGCUCAAACAGAAAAAGGCCACAUUGUCUUCGGUGAAUGUGGAAGCUCUGCCAGAUAAAGGAGAGAGGUUAAAGACGCAGGUUAAAGAGCUGGAAGAUGCGCUGGAUUCUCUGAGUCUCUCUGCUGCUGCUCCGUCCGAGUGUGUAGGUGAGUCUGACAGCGUUAAAGUCGGCGUCAGGAAUCCCCAUCUCAACCCGUUCAGCCGGCAGGGUGGGACCAUCCUGCUCCCCUCCCCUCCAGUACACCAACACCAAGCCUCUGGCAGCUCUCUGGGUCUUCAGUCAAGCCAGGGAUACACCCAGAUGUUUGGAGAUCCACAGAUGCACAGCUAUUACGGUGGUAGGAUGACGUCCGAUCGCCUUCUGGAGGUGAAGAACGCCACAUGUGAAGCCAUCGACCAUCUUCACAAAUCUCUGGAGUCCUGUCCCGCCCCUGAGGCCGAGGCCCCUGACCCAAGCUUCAUCAAGGUGCCUCUGUUGGCCCAUCAGAGGAGAGCGUUGGCCUGGCUGCUGUGGAGGGAAGCACAGAACCCCUGUGGAGGAAUUCUGGCGGACGACAUGGGUUUGGGAAAAACCCUGACCAUGAUCGCUCUUAUACUGGCAAAGAAGAAAGCUGAAAGGAAAGAAAAGGAGAAGAAGGAAAAAGAGAAGAUGGAGACCUGGUUGUCUAAAACUGACUCUAGCAUUGUUGCCUCUAAGAGCACUCUGAUCAUCUGUCCCGCUUCUCUGAUUCACCACUGGAAGAACGAGAUCGACAGACAUGUGAAGAGAGGAGAGCUGACUGUGUAUCUGUACCAUGGUGCCAAUCGCCAGAAAAGUCCCCGAGUGCUGGCAGAUUAUGAUGUGGUGGUGACCACGUAUAGUUUGGUGUCGAAGGAGAUCCCUGUCCAGAAGGAGGAGGCCCAUAAUCCCAGCAAAGAACCGGAUCAUGUGUCGUCACGCUCAGCUCCUCUUCUGCGUGUAGCCUGGGCCCGCGUGGUUCUGGAUGAAGCCCACAACAUCAAGAAUCCCAAAGUGCAGACGUCCUUGGCGGUGUGUCAGCUGAGGGCCUGCGCUCGCUGGGCUGUCACAGGUACACCCAUCCAGAACAACCUGCUGGACAUGUACUCGCUGCUCAAGUUUCUGCGUUGUUCUCCAUUUGAUGAAUACAAACUGUGGAAAGCUCAGGUGGACAACGGUUCCACACGAGGCAGAGAGAGACUCAACAUCCUGACGAGGACUCUGCUGCUGAGACGAACCAAAGACCAGCUGGACUCUGCAGGAAAACCACUGGUGCAUCUUCCUAAUCGGACCUGUGAGGUGCAUCAGCUCCAACUCUGUGAGGAUGAGAAGGCUGUGUAUGAUGUGGUGUUCGCUCAGUCCAGAUCCACACUGCAGAGCUACCUGAAGAGACAUGAAGGAAACGAUGUGGAGAAGGGAAACGCUUCAGCUUUAAAUCCGUUUGAAAAAGUGGCCCAGGAGUUCGGUUUGUCCCAGUCUGCUCCUGCUGUGUCCGGCCCACCGCAGCCGUCCAGCACUGUCCACAUCCUGUCCUUGUUGCUGCGUCUCCGACAGUGCUGCUGCCACCUCUCGCUUCUUAAAAAGACGCUGGACACGUCAGAGCUGCAGGGCGAUGGGAUCGUCCUGUCUCUGGAGGAGCAGCUCAACGCGCUGUCGCUCUCCUCCGGCCCCUCGCCAUCGGCCGGCGAGCCCAAAGACACGGUGGCUCUAAACGGCACCCGCUUCUCCUCACAGCUGUUUGAAGAGAGCAGUAGGAGCACUAAGAUUUCUGCGAUCACCUCUGAGUUGAUGGCAAUCAGAGAAAAGAGUGGCAACCAGAAAAGUGUGAUCGUGUCCCAGUGGACCAGCAUGCUCAACAUUGUAGCUGUUCACCUGCGAAAGAUGGGCUUCAGGUACGGCGUUAUCGACGGGACUGUCAACCCCAAGCGUCGCAUGGACUUGGUGGAGGAAUUCAACACAAACCCAGAAGGACCACAGGUGAUGCUGGUUUCUCUUUGUGCUGGAGGGGUUGGACUUAAUCUCAUCGGUGGCAAUCACCUGUUCCUCAUUGACAUGCACUGGAACCCAGCUUUGGAAGAUCAGGCCUGUGAUCGGAUCUACAGAGUGGGACAAAGGAGAGACGUCACCAUUCACAGAUUUGUGUGUGAAGGCACGGUGGAGGAGAAGAUUUCCACACUGCAGUUUAAGAAGAAGGAACUGGCCCAGAAUGUGCUUUCAGGAACAGGAAGCACGGUCUCCAAACUCUCGCUGGCUGAUCUCAAAAUUAUUUUUGGUGUUUGAAAGAUGAGAGUAUUAAGGCUGGUGCCACCCUUUUAAACCCAUAGUUAUUUGUGUUUAUCUAUGUUUGCACGUAUUAAAAUGCACAUCUGGAAAAUCUCGGGGGGGAAAAAACAAUGACUGUGGUAAUAGAGGUUGUAAGGUUGCCAGGAGUGGAGUUUUACUUUAAAUAUAUUUGCAGAUGACUGCAUACUUUUUGUGUCCUCUGUUUAUGUUCAAAAUGUUUUGAAUGAAUAAAUAAAAGUAAUUGAACUUAUGAAAAAUAGCAGCUUGUCUGAGUUUCUCUGAUGGACCUGUUUUUUCUGCAACCCAACCACAGAUAAGUGCUGGGGCAUGGAUGGAUGGAUAUUGCAAUUGUACUACAUUUUUCUUGAAAAUAAAGUUUAAUUUUAUA
Austrofundulus limnaeus is the source of this 3796-nucleotide messenger RNA. RefSeq names its product transcription termination factor, RNA polymerase II (gene ttf2). Gene Ontology annotation, cellular component: nucleus. The transcript has 23 exons. Gene Ontology annotation, molecular function: ATP-dependent activity, acting on DNA; ATP binding; zinc ion binding. The record is from RefSeq and is a predicted model, not a curated record. The coding region runs from base 10 to 3405 and encodes 1131 amino acids. Lineage: Eukaryota; Metazoa; Chordata; Actinopteri; Cyprinodontiformes; Rivulidae. Gene Ontology annotation, biological process: DNA repair.